AUGGCGCCUCAACAGGAAACAGGACGGUUGCCGACCCCGUUCAAACGAGCAAGCAGCGAAUCCAAUAUCGAACUCGAGCAUCUUCUGAGAUUAAUGCCAGCAUCUCGCCGAUCGAAGACAGUUUUCCACUUCAAUGACCGAAAAAGCUGCCCCAUGGACAUUGUUCAACGCCCCAAAGCUGACGUGGAGUUUCUGGCAGAGGAACUGUGUGUCCCAAGUCUGAAUGAUAUCCACGACCUCCUCUGGCUAGCUGGACGUCCCAUGCCCCCGCGACCGCUCACCUACCAGCUUACGGCCUCACGAACUAUAGCCGUGGUCGAGGACAUCAAUCUCCAUCUUAUAUGGGAGCCCGGGCGGAUAUUCUUGAAACCCAUUCCGCGAUUCCUUCUCAACGCGGCCUUCUGGACCAAACACCUCGCCUCCUUGAUCCAGCACGAGAGCGACUACCGCAUCGCCGCAAGCAACCACUUGCUGCCGGCGGACGUGGAUUGGGAAUCGUGGCGUCAAACCUCGUGGGAGCUCUUGGAGAACAGCCCCUGCAACAUGACACGGGUCAACAAGCGGUACAGAUACGGCGAGCUGCGACUGUCGCGACUAAACAAAAUCUCCCGCUGGCGCAGCCUGACCUGCUCCGGGGACGGGCUGGUAGGGCUGAUGCGCGGAUACAAAUUCGGCUUCGCCACGUACGGCCAGCUACUCGAAGCAUGUCUUUUCCCAGUAGUCACGGCUACGGCCUAUAUCCUGUUAGUUUUGACAGCCAUGCAAGUCGGGCUUUCGACGGACUAUUUGAAAGACAACUUCGCGUUUCAGCAAGCGUCGUGGGGAUUCACGGUGUUUUCUAUCCUGGCGCCGCUUAUACUGAUUGUAUUGAGCUUUGUGCUUGUCUUCCUAUAUGUCGUUUUCAACUACCGGAGUACGAAGGCGUUUAACCAGAGGAGGAUGCAGUUUUACGACAAUCUGGGCCGGAAUGGAUGUUAA
This is a messenger RNA of Metarhizium brunneum ARSEF 3297, 978 nucleotides long. RefSeq lists its product as uncharacterized. Lineage: Eukaryota; Fungi; Ascomycota; Sordariomycetes; Hypocreales; Clavicipitaceae. The record is from RefSeq and is a predicted model, not a curated record.